Candidula unifasciata is the source of this 1412-nucleotide messenger RNA. The record is from the annotation of a GenBank genome assembly. Lineage: Eukaryota; Metazoa; Mollusca; Gastropoda; Stylommatophora; Geomitridae.
UUAAAUCAUGGCAUACCAGUGGAGGCAGCAUGGAUUGGGCUUAGUGAGCUGGACAGAGGUUAUGGGUACAGCUGGUCAGAUGGGAGCCCAGUAGGAAGCUGGCUGUUGAAUUGGAAUGUGGAUGAACCCAAUGACUACAGUGGCCUGGAGGCUUGUGUGCAAAUGCUGGCCAGAAACGGAAGAUGGGGAGACAUCCACUGCUCAACCCGACAAGGGUUUGUGUGUAAGCAACCAGCUCCAGGGGUCAACAUCACCAGACCCACCCCAGUGAGAAGGCAUGAUGGGAACUGUCCGCCCAACUUUAGCCGGUUUGGAUACAAAUCAUUUAUCACAACACUACUGAGCCAGUACAAAAUCUCUGCUUGGCUUGGGAUGAAGAGACUGCCCAGUGGUCAGUAUGUGUGGGAAGACAAUGAGGACCUUGGAUUCGAGGGCUGGAAUAAAAACCAACCAAACAGUGCUGAAGGAAAUGCCAGUUGUGUGUACAUGUCAGCAUCACCAGGCUCUGUGGGCAAGUGGAAUGCUGGCUCCUGCCAGGACAAGUAUGCAUACGUCUGCCAGGGAUUUGUGGACAGUGCUUUCCCAAGCAAUGUAGUGGCUCCGUCUGCUCAGUGCAACAUCACAGAUGGAUUUCAGCAGUUUUCAACUUCCUGUUACAAAGUUGUCAAUGAGUCAUUGUCCUGGCAGGACGCACAUGUAUACUGUUCUUCCUCAAAGUCCUACCUGGCAACUGUGAUGGAUGGAUUUGAUUGGGCAGAGCUCUACUUGCUUAGUUACAACUUUACAGAUGGUGUCUGGAUUGGGCUCAAUGAUCAGGAGUCUCCAGGAGUCUACACCUGGGACAGUGGAUACCCCGUCACCUACACCAGGUGGGCGCAUCAUCAGCCUCAAGAGAAAUUACAUGAGGCUUGUGUUUACAUGAAUUACACUGGACUCUUCCACAAAGGCCAGUGUACAGAACCUAGACCCUUUAUAUGUCGAUAUGAUGCAACCCCUCCUCAGGAGAUCCCUCUACAGCCUGGUGACUACUGCAGCAUCAGCAACUUUGUACAGCAUGGAUCUGUAUGCUAUCUUCAGGUGCUGGACAAGAAGUUCACCUACGAGAUGGCUGGCAGGGAAUGUGAACUCCAGGGAGCCACCCUGGCUUCUGUCCACAACUCAUCACUCACAUUCAGCAUGGCUCAUGGUCAGGGCAUGUGGAUUGGGCUGAGGGAAUCAGACAACGAGGGCUUCAGCUGGGAGGACUCAACUGUGCUGGACUUCACCAACUGGGCACUCAAUGAACCUUCCUGGCUGGGUGAGACUUUAGACCAAAGUUGUGUGGUCAUGUUCUGGGAUGGUCACUGGGCUAAUAUUGGCUGUGACAGCACAUAUGGCUUUUUGUGCAGUAUUCCUGCAGGUAGUCUCAUUUU